AACGUAGCCCGCGCGCUCCCGCCUUAAAGCAGUGACGCUACAAGAUGGCGGCGCUUUGAAACGGCGGCCUCGGGCGGGACAUGGAAACCAAGAGCGCCCGGCCACAGGCCAGCAGGGUUAACAAAUUGGAUAUUUGUCACGUAUCUUCGAGAAUGAUAUCACUUGAAAUCAAUGGAUAAAUGCAAGCACGUAGGGCGGCUUCGGCUUGCCCAGGAUCAUUCGAUCUUAAACCCCCAAAAAUGGCAUUGUGUGGACUGCAAUACUACAGAGUCGAUGUGGGCAUGUCUCAGCUGUUCACAUGUUGCCUGUGGACGCUAUAAUGAAGAGCAUGCACUAAAACAUUUUCAGGAAAGCAAACACCCCGUAGCCUUGGAAGUAAAUGAGUUUUAUGUAUUUUGUUAUGUUUGUGAUGACUAUGUGCUGAAUGAUAAUGCGACAGGCGAUCUCAAAUUGUUGAGGAGCACAUUAAGUGCGAUCAAGAGCCAGAACUAUGACUGUACAACUCGAAGUGGUAGGACUUUACGGUCAAUGGCAGGAAGUGAUGACACUUAUCUUUCUCGGGGUUGUGCACAGGCACAGUUGCGAAAUGAGGAUAGGAUGUUCACUGCACUUUGGCAUCGCCGUAAACUGCUUUUGUCUAAGGUGUUCCAGUCUUGGUUCGCUCUGACGAGCAGUGGGAAACUGAGGCUGGAAGAAGAACGGCUAAAAGAAGAGGCUGAACUGAAAAGGGAAGAAGCCAGAAAAAGGCGACAAGAGCUAAAGCAGCGGCUACAUGCCGAGUUGCUGAGUGCACCACCACGCAAAAGUUCCCGUUUAAACGAACUCUCUCAAGUUAGUGACCCGGCACCUCUACGAUCACCAGCAAAAUAUCCAGCUGUAACAACUGCCCUUACGUCAAGUGCAGUUAGAUUGAAAAAAAUUGGUGAUUCUCCUAUUAAACGGAGACCCACAGUCACACCUGGUGUGACAGGACUGAGAAACUUAGGAAAUACCUGCUAUAUGAACUCCAUUCUGCAAGUGCUAAGUCAUCUGCAAAUAUUUUGCGAGUGUUUCUUGCAUUUUGAUUUGAGUCAAACUCAGGAGCUGCUGGCUAGUACAGCAAAUGGGAAAACAAGGCCCUCGAACCAGCAAUAUUUGGUUAGUGACAUUAAUUCAAGCACAUCUUCAAUAGAUGAGGAGAAGAUCUUGAGACGACCCAGUCUUUCUGAAGGAUUGAGUGGGGGAGCAUCAAGUAGCAGAAAUAGGGAGCUAAUUCAGUUGAAGGAGCCAAGCUCGAAGCACAUCUCUCUGUGUCAUGAACUCCACACCCUUUUUCUGGUCAUGUGGUCUGGCAAGUGGGCUUUGGUAUCUCCCUUUGCUAUGCUUCACUGUGUAUGGCGACUGAUCCCAACAUUCCGUGGAUAUGCCCAACAGGAUGCUCAAGAAUUCCUGUGUGAGCUAUUGGAUAAAGUCCAGCAGGAGUUGGAAGCUGCAAAAACAAUGUGCACAACCCCGAUCCCCAUAUCGCAGCAACAGAUAAUCAGGAAAGUUCUGACUGUGGUUAACACCAUUUUCCAUGGACAGCUACUCAGUCAGGUUACAUGCCUUGCUUGUGACAACAAAUCCAACACGAUUGAAUCCUUCUGGGACCUUUCUCUAGAAUUUCCUGAGAGAUACCACUGCAAUGGGAAAGAAGCUGCUUCCCAGUAUCCUUGUUCAUUGACAGAAAUGUUGGCAAAAUUCACAGAGACAGAAGCCUUGGAAGGGAAAAUUUAUGCCUGUAACCAGUGCAACAGAAACCGCAGGAAGUCAUCUUCAAAACCAUUGGUCCUGACUGAAGCUCAGAAACAGCUAAUGGUCCACAAACUGCCUCAGGUUAUGCGACUACACCUCAAACGCUUUCGGUGGUCUGGUCGCAAUCACCGUGAGAAGAUAGGAGUACAUGUGAACUUUGACCAGCUAUUAAAUAUGGAACCAUACUGCUGCAGAGAGUUGGCAGGAGACUUUGGGUCCAACAGCUUCAUAUAUGACCUGGCAGCUGUGGUCAUGCAUCACGGAAAGGGUUUUGGCUCUGGACAUUAUACAGCAUACUGCUUCAGUACAGAUGGAGGUUUGUGGGUCCAUUGUAACGAUUCCACAGUAACGAUCUGCACUGUGGAUGAAGUCUGUAAAGCACAGGCCUAUAUUCUCUUCUAUACUCACCGUCUGCCUCACAACAUUAAAGUACCAUCACCACCUGCCUCGCCUGGGAAUGAUUCAACACCAGCAUCGACUUGAAUGCAGCUCAGAAGUGCCGCUACUUUCUCAACGUAGUCCGUGCCUGGAGGCAACAUUGUUCGAAAGAUUUUCAACUAUCUUGAGGAUUCUGUGGAAGAGUACUUUACAGACAUUUUACACAGAUGGAGUUGUAACUUUCCUUUCGAAUGUGUACAGUAUAGUCAUAAGUUUUGUAGUGUAUUUUUUAUCUUGCCAGAGAAUUACUUGGGAGUAAUUUGAGGAAAUGCUUCUAUUCUCUUACGUACAGUAUUGUUUUAGUAAUAGCCAUAUAGCAGAGAAUUUCUAUUUUUCAUACAUUUGAUAGAGGGAUUCAAUAGAUGAGCUCACUGUAAUAUUAGUAGCUCACCCCAUCUGACAGACAAUAUGCUGUUUGGCAAUGUAUUAAUGAGACUAACUUGUUCCUCAUUCUUCCUUCACACUGAAUUGUAUUUCUGUAAUGUUUACAGAUUCACUAGCUUGGCUUUACAGUGAUAUGCAGCAUUAUUUGGUUUAACAUUCUACUUUCACCUUCUUUCUGCAAUGUUAAGAUGGCCCUUUGCUGUACCAUACAUGCUCUAGUUAACCAAGCACAACCAGUGGAAUUGCACAGGAGUGGCUCCUCUCCAUAACUUUAAAAUGGAAAAGUAAUGUUCAAUGUUGUAUGACUGCUUUCCUAUCUUCCUGAGCAAGUGAACUGUUAUCUACAUUCUGUAUCCCUCCACUUUAUCUUUGAUCAACUUUUAGUAUCUAAGAAAUUGAAUGUUAUGCUGAACCCCAUCAUUACAGCAGAAUUUAUUAACUGGCACCUAUCUGGCCAGAAGUGUGCUAGUUGAUCAAAUAUUCCAGUUGAUCAAGAGGCCCAUGUAAUCAAUAUAAAACACACUAAAUAAUAGAAACAUAUUUAGGGGGAAUAUACAUCACUGCUGUACUUUAUUUACAGCAUAAACCACUUAAAUAAUAAUGCAACUUUGCCAUAAAUAAAAUGUACCACCACAGAACCUUGAAGCUUCCCUCUGACUACUGACAUUGUGGUAGAUUGUGAUAUUUGAGGAGAAAUUGACUCUAAAUUGAAUCAGCUAUUGAUAUUGUGUGGCCAUUUGAUUGAACAAGUAUUUACAUUGAGAUAAUUUUUUUAAAGUAAUUGGACAGAAUAAUACAGUAAAUUUCAGUAAAAUACAAUAGUCAUAUAUGAUUUUUGCCACUUUUAUCGAUAGUGUUGGGCUGGUUAAAACAAUAUUUGUUGUACUAUCUUUGAUCUAUGACAGUUUGGAAGGACUGAAAUCCAUAUCGCAAAACAUAGAAGCAUUGAAAUAUCAUAAACAAUUUCUGAAGUUUUAUUUGUGUGUGGGUGUCUUGUCCUUUAGCAACAAAGUUAAUUUGAUUCCUGUGAUGAAAAUGUUUGUCUUAUGUGGAUAAAUUGAGCAGGUUGGGCCUAUACCCUCUGGAGUUUAGAAGAGUGGCAGGUGAUCUAAUUGAAACCUGAGGUUUUGAGAAAGGGUGGGCUAAGUGUUUCCCUUUAAAGGUAGAGCUAGUGGUUCAAAACAUAGGGUCUCCCAUUCAAGUUGGGGAUGAGGAUGCAUUUCUUCUGAGUUAUGUUUAGCAUUUCAUUUCACAGCAGUGGAGGCUAUCUCACUGAGUGUUUUCAAGACUGACUCAGCUUACUUAUUGACUGGGGAGUCCAGAACUAUGGAGGGCAGAUUGAAGAAUGGAGUUGAGACCACAAUCAGAGCAGCCAUAAUCUUAUUGAAUGUCACAGUAGGCUUGAGGGCCAAAUGGCCUUAGUCUUUUUACAUUGAGAUUUCUCAGUUCACUGUUUGCCUCACUGCUGUCUGAGACUCUUGUCUCUCCCUACGUAGUCCAGACUAUUAUAUUUCAUGUCACGGUUUAGUGCUGCCACCUAGUAUCUGAAAUUGAAAUUGAAGGCUGCUGUAGUGCUGAACCUUUGGGGUGGCACAGUGGUUAGCGCUGCUGCCUCAGCAUCAGGGUCCCAGGUUCGAUUCUAGCCUCGGUC
Molecule: messenger RNA, 4246 nt
Organism: Chiloscyllium plagiosum (whitespotted bambooshark)
Lineage: Eukaryota; Metazoa; Chordata; Chondrichthyes; Orectolobiformes; Hemiscylliidae
Gene: usp44
Product: ubiquitin specific peptidase 44
Biological process (GO): protein deubiquitination
Molecular function (GO): zinc ion binding; cysteine-type deubiquitinase activity
Source: RefSeq, a predicted model, not a curated record